Molecule: messenger RNA, 1644 nt
Organism: Lentinula edodes (shiitake mushroom)
Lineage: Eukaryota; Fungi; Basidiomycota; Agaricomycetes; Agaricales; Omphalotaceae
Product: MFS polyamine transporter
Exons: 14
Coding region: 1-1644 (547 amino acids)
Biological process (GO): transmembrane transport
Molecular function (GO): transmembrane transporter activity
Source: RefSeq, a predicted model, not a curated record
AUGAAGAAUGACCAAGAGAAUAAGACUACUGUUGCGUCUCUUUCACCCGGUGCCAGCACGAUCUUCGUUGAACCCGAAGUCGAAGAUGUCAUACUGAAACCGGCCGAGGGGGUUCGAGAAUCCAACAUCGAUCCGAUGCUCCUCAGUUCUUCGAAACGGCCGAAUUCGAAAGAGUAUAAUGUGAAAGAAGGUGUAGCUGAGAUUGAAAUCGAGUCCACUGAGCAACAUGACCCUCUGUAUAUCGAAUUUGAACAAGGAGAUCUUCGCAAUCCAAUUAAUUUUUCGCGUUCGAAAAAAUGGGCAAUCACCGCCCUAGCGUGUUUCUCGACUCUCUUGGCUUCCUCGAACGCAAGCACUUACAACCUAGGUUUCGAUUCAAUGAUGGUCGACUUGAACUGUACCGAGUUUCAGGCAACAGUAGGCCUCAGUCUUUACGCGUUAGGAUUUGGUAUAGUUCCUCUUGUGACGGCUUCUUUCAGCGAGGAAGUCGGAAGGCAACCGUUGUAUUAUAUCUCAGCUACUGGGGUUUUGUUAAUGUACAUUGCAAUUGCAUUGGCUCACAACAUUCAAACGGUCCUUAUAGCCAGAUUCAUUCAAGGAGCAUUUGGCUCCACCUGGGCAACUAUGGUUGGUGGCACCAUCGCGGAUAUAUGGCAGUCGUAUGAACGGGGUCUUCCCAUGUCAUUUUUUGCCGUCGCAGCCGUAGGUGGUACUGGCUUUGGACCCAUCUACGCUGGAUGGGUAGAGAUGAAUCCUCGACUACAAUGGCGAUGGAUACAGUGGAUACAGAUGAUCGUAACCGGCUUCUACUUAGUCCUUGUCCCACUCAUUAUGAAAGAGACGCGUUCGUCUAUAAUUCUAAUGCGUAUAGCCAAAAGAAUGAGGAAGGAGACUGGAAACCCAAGAUAUCGUGCUAGAAUCGAGGACGAACGUGUCAAGCUUAGUACACUCAUUUGGGUGUCUUGUACGAGACCAAUACAUCUGCUUACAACAGAGCCAGUUGUUGCGAGCUUCAGUAUCUGGAUAGGUUUUAUAUGGGGUGUUUUUUUUUGUUUGAUCGAGUCGGUCGGCUCAGUUUUCAGGACCGUACACGGGUUUAACACAGGACAAGUGGGAACUAUCUUCGUUACAUUCGUAAUCGGCUCACUUCUCGGAUUUUCGACAAAUUUCUUUCAAGAACAUCUAUAUCGUCAAAAUUACCCAACUCGGGGACCCGAAGCUAGGCUAUAUCUGACUUGUUGUGCUGCGAUACUUGUUCCCUGUGGGAUGUUCAUUUACGCUUGGUCGACGUUCACAUAUGUUCCUUGGAUUGCCUUAACAAUCGGAAUGACCGUCUUCCUCUAUGGCACCUUCAUAAUUUACCUUGCUGUAUUCACGUAUCUGGCCGAUUGCUAUGGCCCAUUCGCCUCUUCCGCUCUCGCGGGACAAAGCCUGUGUCGAAAUUUGGCAGCGACAGUCUUUCCGCUAUUUACACAACAAAUGUACGCGAAAUUGAGCUACAAAUGGGCCAAUACGCUGUUUGGUUGUAUCGCAUGUGUUUUGAUGCCCAUACCUUUCAUCCUCUUCUUCAACGGUCCACGGAUACGAAGUCGGAGCAAGUUUUCUCGGGCAGUGAUGCAAUCCCUUCAGAUCGAUGGAAAAUAG